CGCCGCCCGCUUCUACAGAUCUUCGACCGGUCCAUGAAUCAAGGAUAAAUGCCCACCUCCGAUCAUCUUCACUCUACCUUACUAGACUAGAGCUAGACCACCGAUGCAUCCAUCCAUCCACCAUAUAUUAUAGUGUAAGAUGGGGUUCGUGUCGCUGCUGGCGGUGGCCACGACGCCGGUGGUGGAGGUGCUCCUCGUCGCGCUCCUCGGCGCCUACCUCGCCUCCCCGCGCUGCGGCCUCCUCGCCCCAUCCGCCCGCGCCGACCUCAACCGCGUCGUCUACGCCGUCUUCACCCCGGCGCUCCUGCUCGCCAGCCUCGCCUCCACCGUCACCCUCCAGGACGCACUCUCAUGGUGGUUCAUGCCGGUGAACAUCGGCAUCGUCUUCUUCGCCGGCGGGGUCCUGGGGUGGCUGGCCGUGCUCGUCCUCAGGCCGCCGCCGCACCUCCGUGGGCUGGUCGUCGCAUCCUGCUCCGCCGCCAACUUCGGCAACCUGCUCCUCAUCGUCAUCCCCGCGGUCUGCCGCGAGGACGGCAACCCCUUCGGCGGCGACUGCACCGGCAUCGGCCUCUCCUACGCCUCCUUCUCCAUGGCGCUCGGCGGGCUGUACAUCUGGACGCACACGCACGGCGUCAUGAAGCGGUCCAGCGAGGUAUGCCGGAGGAUGGUCGCCGACCAGGCUGCCGCCGAAGCUCAUGACCAUAACAAGAAGGACUCCGUCGGUGUCACCGUCAUCGUCAGCGUCAGACCAGAGGAGAAAGGAAAAGAGGAAGACGAAGACGAGCCGAGCUGGAACGAGGAGGGCAGGCCUUUCUCGCUGCCGUCGUCUUUGUCGAACCAACACCACACAGCGGCACUGACGCCAUUGCUGUCGAGCGGCAAGAUGACGAGCAGCGACAGCCUGUGGGCGAAGCUGAAGCAGGGCGCACAGCAGAUCGUCGAGGAGAUCAUGGCGCCGCCCACCGUCGGGGCGGUUCUGGGCUUCACCGUCGGUACGGUGCCGUGGCUGAGAUCCGCCUUCAUCGGCGACAGCGCUCCGCUGCGAGUCGUCCAGGACUCCCUCAAACUGCUCGGAGAUGGCACCAUCCCCUGUGUGAUUCUCAUCCUUGGUGGCAACCUCACCAAAGGAAUGCGCAAGACGACAAUGUCGCGGUGGGUGAUCGCCGCCAUCAUCUGCGUGCGGUACGUGAUCCUGCCGGUGGUCGGGGUGGCGGUGGUGAGGUCGGCGAGGGUGCUCGGCUUCUUGCCGCCGGACCCGCUGUACGAGUACGUGCUGAUGCUCCAGUUCGCGCUGCCGCCCGCGAUGAGCAUCGGCACCAUGGCACAGCUCUACGACGUCGCACAGGAGGAGUGCUCGGUCAUCUUCCUCUGGACCUACCUCGUCGCUGCCCUCGCCCUCACCGCCUGGUCCACCGUCUUCAUGUCCAUCCUCGCCGCCUAGUAUAUUGCUAGUACUAGUAUAUAAGAAAGUAUAGGCUUGCUAGUAUGUAUAUUGCUAGUGCUUCAUCAAUUUCUAUUGAUUGCUAUUAGUAUAUAUGUACAACUAGUAUUUAUUCAAGUGAGCCUUCACACCAAUAUUAUGUUCAGCAACACCCAAGAGAAUGAACAAAUAUUUAUGGUCA
Messenger RNA from Hordeum vulgare subsp. vulgare (domesticated barley), 1622 nucleotides. RefSeq names its product protein PIN-LIKES 7-like. NCBI's taxonomy places the organism in Eukaryota, Viridiplantae, Streptophyta, Magnoliopsida, Poales, Poaceae. The transcript is spliced from 6 exons. Gene Ontology annotation, cellular component: membrane. Gene Ontology annotation, biological process: endoplasmic reticulum to cytosol auxin transport. The coding region runs from base 140 to 1441 and encodes 433 amino acids. The record is from RefSeq and is a predicted model, not a curated record.